This is a messenger RNA of Nannospalax galili (Upper Galilee mountains blind mole rat), 1621 nucleotides long. RefSeq names its product zinc finger matrin-type 2 (gene Zmat2). The transcript is spliced from 6 exons. Gene Ontology annotation, molecular function: zinc ion binding; nucleic acid binding. Gene Ontology annotation, biological process: mRNA splicing, via spliceosome. The record is from RefSeq and is a predicted model, not a curated record. Lineage: Eukaryota; Metazoa; Chordata; Mammalia; Rodentia; Spalacidae. The coding region runs from base 127 to 726 and encodes 199 amino acids. Gene Ontology annotation, cellular component: spliceosomal complex; U4/U6 x U5 tri-snRNP complex.
GAAUCUCUCCAGUCCUUAGCGCGGUUAGAAUACGAGACUCCAGCCUGAUUGGAGGGUGGUCUUGCCAUACGGCUCCAGGACGCUGUUUACGGCAUUUUCCAGCGUCCCAUUCGCUUCGCUGUGAAGAUGGCGUCCGGCAGCGGGACAAAAAACUUGGACUUUCGCCGAAAGUGGGACAAAGAUGAAUACGAGAAGCUCGCCGAGAAGAGGCUCACGGAAGAGAGAGAGAAGAAGGAUGGAAAACCAGUGCAGCCAGUCAAGCGGGAGCUUCUCCGGCACAGAGAUUACAAAGUGGACUUGGAAUCCAAGCUUGGGAAGACAAUUGUCAUUACCAAGACCACCCCACAGUCGGAAAUGGGAGGAUAUUACUGUAAUGUCUGCGACUGUGUGGUGAAGGAUUCCAUCAAUUUCCUGGAUCACAUUAAUGGAAAGAAACAUCAGCGAAACCUGGGUAUGUCUAUGCGUGUGGAACGUUCCACUUUGGAUCAGGUAAAGAAACGUUUUGAAGUCAACAAGAAGAAGAUGGAAGAGAAACAGAAAGAUUAUGAUUUUGAGGAAAGGAUGAAGGAGCUCAGAGAGGAGGAGGAAAAGGCUAAAGCAUACAAGAAAGAGAAACAGAAGGAGAAGAAAAGGAGGGCUGAGGAGGACUUGACAUUUGAGGAUGAUGAUGAGAUGGCAGCUGUGAUGGGCUUCUCUGGCUUUGGUUCCACCAAGAAGAGUUAUUGAAGCUCUCUGUUUGGCCUAACUUUGGCCUAUACUGGACCUAAUUUUGUGUGUGUGUUGAGGUGGGAGGAGGGGUGUCAUUUCUUUGGGAACUGGAGAAAGUCCUUAAGAACGUUAAUGGGCAGGGCUAGAGGGUGGGUGUCUGUGGUUUCCCUCUACAUUGGGAGAGGGUGCAGGAUGUAGAGGUAAUGCUGUGGCAUAUUACUUCAGCCUCAGUGUGUCACUGGAGUCCCACGACCUAUGCUCAUCUGUGUUCCCAAUAAAGAAAGACCUCCCUCUUUGAGGCUGCUUCCCCAAAAUUCCCCUGCAUCUUUCUCUCUUCAUCUAUCCAACCUCUUGUCUGAGCAUCCUCCUCUUUCCUGUGUUCUGCUUUUGUUUCAGUUUUGACUCUUGUUGAGCUUGUGACAGAAGGGUUCUCUAGGUCCCCAGUGUACAGAUGAUGGCAUAUCCUUGACCAACUCCCCCUCCGAUCUCACCCAAUGGUCCUCUAGCCACUUGUGCAUGCAUGUGUACUUCUGCCUGGGUCAAUGGUGUGUGUGGAUAUGUGUGCAUGAUCUGUCACAAAGAGGGAACCUGAGCUAGCCUUUCAGAGCACUGCUGCCUGGGGGCCUAAUGUUCUUGGUCUCCUCAGCAUGUAACAGGCAAUUAAAUGGGAUGAGUGUUUGGUGUGGUUUGUAUCUGGUGAGUUUUUUAACAUUGUUCUUCAGAUUUUGGGUGUUUCACUUUACUGAGGAUUUCUCUAUUUUGUCUUCCUUGUGAGCAGGUUCUUGGAAGAACCUGUUUGAUGCAAAAAAGAAUGAAACAACAAAACAACCCUAGAACCAAACAGUCACUCUGGGAGACCUUGGGUCUCAGGAUGUUCAACAUGUAUAAUAAAUAACACUGACUGGGCCUGUUU